CCGGCCCAAGCUUACAGCUAGAUGAAGGAACAAAGCAUAGGCCUCCACUACCCGUGCCAACUGCCUAUUUGUUCCGUGUUUUCAUUUAACAUUUGAAGCUUCAAACCCUGUAAACGAUACCUAACCUUUUCCACAAUCGUCUUUUAUUUUCGUUCCUUGGCUGAGAGACUGCCGACUUUGUCUUGGCUGGGAUUACUUUUGAUUUGUUGACUUUUAUUUUUCGGUCAAAUAUAGAACCGAGAGUGAAGCAUUGACUGCUGCUUCCUCUCUAUUGUUUCAGGUACUACCUCGGUUCUUCCGUUACUUUCCGUUAAUUAGUGAUUAUUUUUCUCUCUUCUAUUUGGUUGCGUCGAUGUUUUGUCUUGUUUUUUCUGGAAUGCAGCUAGAGUGUAGAUAUGUGGUGGCCCUCUUAGAGAUGAUCUGAAAGAAAAUAUUCAAUCCCAGAUCUUCAAGCUAAAGUAGUAGAGUGAGGUUGUUGCAGUUAAGCAAUUGGAUAGAAAUAGACUCUAAGGGACCAGAGGCUACUUGUCUAUUAGUUCAUGCCCUUGGGAUCAUUGGAAGAUCAUCUUCAUGGGUUCAGCUGCAGAAAGUGCUUUCUCGGGGAUUUGAUGAAAGUUCUUGGCCACUCCAAACUAAAACCGGCAGAAAUAGCUCAAGUUCCUGAUGAACAUGUGAAUGAAUUCAAGUUGAUAGGGAAGUUCAAAAUUUUCAAUCCCAACAACUUAUGGGUGAACUUGAAAGCAAUCAAAAGACUUGUACAAGAAAGUGCACUGAAGAUGGAGAUUAUUCCAAAUCCAAAGGAAGUAGAUGGGGUGAAAGUUCUUCAACUUGAAACUGCUACUGGCGCUAAAAUAAGGAUACAUUAA
This is a messenger RNA of Coffea eugenioides, 866 nucleotides long. Its product is annotated as UTP--glucose-1-phosphate uridylyltransferase 2-like. The record is from RefSeq and is a predicted model, not a curated record. Gene Ontology annotation, cellular component: cytoplasm. Gene Ontology annotation, molecular function: UTP:glucose-1-phosphate uridylyltransferase activity. NCBI's taxonomy places the organism in Eukaryota, Viridiplantae, Streptophyta, Magnoliopsida, Gentianales, Rubiaceae. Gene Ontology annotation, biological process: UDP-alpha-D-glucose metabolic process; glycogen metabolic process. The coding region runs from base 540 to 866 and encodes 108 amino acids. The transcript has 8 exons.